AGAAGAACGAACAAGAAGGCAGGGAUCUUAAAAAUUACGUGGCUACGAACAGCUUUCAUAAAUUGACUGUACACUUUUUUUUGCAAACACACUCAGUUUAAACCAGUUAAAAUACUGUUUAGUCAUGAAAAUAGUGUUUAGGUUUGUCAGUAUAGAGAAUAAUACAGAAAAUGGCACAUUUUACGCUGUAUUUGUGAUUGGUAAUGACGCAGUGGUCCCUAAAUCGCAUGUUUGCUUCCACAACACAAGCUAAGUAAUUUAUUUAAAGAUACAACGCUGUUUCAUGCAGAAUGGGUGGAUUUAAAGAUGCAUACCAAGAUGUGCAGCCAGUAACCCUUCGACUUGCAGAAGAAAAUGUCAUUUCCAGUCUCUACUGCAGCUCAGCCGAGGGCAUUGAAGCUCACGUGUCCACUUUAGUGGAAGCUUUCUUAGUUGAAGUGUACAGAUGUAGAGUCUGUCAAUUUACCAGUAGCCAAAAAGCCAAGAUUAGCCAUCAUGUCUUGGAAAGACAUGAUCCAGUGUCUCCAUGUCCCCAUCUGCCAUGUCUGGAGAAAGAGGAUGAAGAGAGUUUGGGUGUAGAAAUGAGGGUUGAUGAUGAUGAAGAGGAGGUUGACCACAACAGCUCUCCAUAUAACCUAGAGAGUGAACUCCAUUCUGGCUUAAAAAGCAGCGAUGAUCAGAUGGACAUCGAGCGCAUGUCUUUCCUCCUUCCGAUGUACGGCAUGUUUCAAAACAUUAGCCCACGGUCAUGUGACAUUGGCUUGGGCUCCAACUCUGAUGGAAACUUGCACGUGGCGCAGACUUGUGAGGUAAGCACGCUUUUUGAGGAGGAUAGGCAUGAUGAGGACAGCGAGGAGGAACCUGUGUUUCAGCUGGAGGAUGCCAACACAGAUCUGGCCGUUCCUUUGAACAGUGGAAUGGACACAGAAAUCCAGGAUGAAGAGAUGGCCCAGUCGGCUCAUCUCAUGACUCUUGGGUUGUGCAGAAUUUCAAGCACUAAGUGUCAACCUCAGUCUGCAACCUCAGCAAAAAGCCUGUCCCAUCCAGAAGGUGAACAGGAUGCUGGAGAUGCCAACAUGGAUGCUGAAAUGCAGAAGCCAUCUGAGGAGGAUGGCGGAUUGGCCUGCAUCCUCUGUCAGAUAGUUGUAUCCAGUCGUAGUAUGCUAGAGGUGCACCUGAAAUGCCAUAGUGGAGACCAAAGCUUUAGGUGCCCUCGCUGUGGUUGGGAAUCAGAAGACUGGGUUGAUAUGGAGCAGCACUGGAGAGGACAUGGUAAAAGAAAAGGCUCAAAGAGGCAUAAAUGUAGCGUUUGCCCCAGGACAUUUAGGAGAGUUGACUCUCGUGACGCACAUGAGGAAAGGCAUAAUCAGCGGCAUCACGGUCGGUCUGUGUCUGGGGGUCUGGUGCAGUGUUCUCUGUGCCUGGAAUGGUGUCUCUCAGGGAAAGAGUGGGAGAUACACCAACAAUGUCAUUUUCAAGGAGGAUUUAAAUGUUUACAUUGUGAUUUCAAAGAGAAGUCAUGGAAUAAGACCCUGAAGCAUAUUCACACUCAACACAAACUGCUUGACACAAGUCAAAAGAAACAGGCUGUUCACAGUAGAGAAAACCAGCAACUUAACACAUCCACCAGGUAUCCAGAAUGCUUGGGAAGGAUGAAGCCAGAGUCGUGGUCCCACGUUAGGAAGAACAGGGUGAAAAACAGGGUUGUGGCAAGGGAAAAAAGCAAUGAAAGAAUAAAGGACAGAGUGGGACACCUGAAGAGUGACACAUCUGUUGGACUCACUGUCUCUAGACGGAAAGAGUUCUGCUGCAACCUCUGUGACAAGAAGUUUUCUACCAAGAUGACAAUGCGGCGUCACAUGGGCAUUCAUCAAGGAGAUAAACCAUUUAAAUGUCCACACUGCCAUUACUGUGCGCGUCUCAAAGCCUCGCUCAUACAGCACCUCCGCGUACACACAGGUGAGAAGCCAUACAAGUGUUUGCAGUGCUCCUAUGCUUCUAUUGACAGAAGCUCUCUGCGCCGACACUUAAGGACACACACACAAGAAAAGCCUUACCGCUGCCAGUACUGUCCUUACAGCAGCAUCCAGAAGAAGAGCUUAGACCUUCAUUCACGGCGCCAUCACACUGGAGAGUCAUUCCCUUGUCACCUGUGCCAGUAUUCCACACCAGACCGCCAGCUGCUGGUGCGACACAAGAGGAAACAUCACAGUGCUGAACAAACCGCAGCACUGGAGCAGAGGAACUGUUCUGGCUCCCAAACUGCACCUUCUCAAAGAGCACGGACUUCCAAAUGAUAUUUAUGGUUUCUAAUAAAACUUUUAAGUUAAAUUUUA
This is a messenger RNA of Carassius carassius (crucian carp), 2336 nucleotides long. RefSeq names its product zinc finger protein 182. Lineage: Eukaryota; Metazoa; Chordata; Actinopteri; Cypriniformes; Cyprinidae. The transcript has 8 exons. The record is from RefSeq and is a predicted model, not a curated record. Bases 291 to 2297 code for a protein of 668 amino acids.